UUUGGCAACCCUUAUUGCAGCUAUGUCCUUGUCACAAAAAGGGACUACCAUGGGUCUAAUCUUGAUCCUAGUGUUCAUGUUAUCCGGUGAGACCAUGGCUCAAUCCGGCUGCACCACUGCACUUAUUGGCUUAGCCCCAUGCCUAACCUUUGUAUCAGGAAAUGCAUCAAUUCCAUCUGCUUCAUGUUGCUCACAGCUAUCUAAUGUAGUUCAGGGUCAACCACAAUGUUUGUGCUCGCUACUAAAUGGCAGUGGGCCUAAUCUUGGGAUAUCGAUAAACCAAACACUGGCUCUAUCGCUUCCCAGUGCUUGUAAUGUACAAACUCCCCCGGUUAGCAAGUGCAAUGGUGUUGCUAAUGGACCUACAUCAUCAGUGGCUGAUUCUCCAACAAGUAAAUCUCCAUCAGAUUAUUCUUCUAAUGAAGCACCUGUUGGUGCUCCAAGUAGUACUUCUACACCAACGAUUCCUGAUGUUGGUGUUCCAACUACUACAACUACACCAACAAAACCUGAUGUUUCUUCGGGGGGUUCAAAAUCAGUCCCUUCAACAAACAGUGAUGGAUCAGAUGCAACAAUCAUUAGGGAGUCUACUCGUGUGCUAGUGGUUGCUUUUUUGGUAGCAACGUGUGCAUCUAUUGUGACAAAAUUUUGAACUGCUUCCGCUGGAAAUAUUAUGAUCUAUUGUAUCAAAACACUUUAACUUUGACUUAUAGAAAAAGUCUUUUUAAGCAAUCUUUUAUAUGUAGUUUUGUUAAAAGUAUGUUCACGUUAUAUUGUAUUCCAAUUAGAGAAGAUAUAUCUAUAUGUACAUGUCGAUUGAUGAUGUUUUCUUAUGCAUGGUUGACAAAAUUCAAAACAGAUCCUAUAUAUAGAAAGGUUGUUAGGACAAUAUGACAUCAGAUUUACAUAUUGUUUUUUGUUUGUUUUCUAUAAAAUA
Messenger RNA from Lactuca sativa (garden lettuce), 937 nucleotides. RefSeq lists its product as uncharacterized. Lineage: Eukaryota; Viridiplantae; Streptophyta; Magnoliopsida; Asterales; Asteraceae. Gene Ontology annotation, molecular function: lipid binding. Gene Ontology annotation, biological process: lipid transport. The record is from RefSeq and is a predicted model, not a curated record.